Glycine soja is the source of this 1923-nucleotide messenger RNA. Its product is annotated as serine/threonine-protein phosphatase 7 long form homolog. The record is from RefSeq and is a predicted model, not a curated record. Gene Ontology annotation, biological process: meristem development; meristem maintenance. The transcript has 5 exons. The coding region runs from base 1 to 1923 and encodes 640 amino acids. Lineage: Eukaryota; Viridiplantae; Streptophyta; Magnoliopsida; Fabales; Fabaceae.
AUGGCUAGUUCGUCAUCUUCUCAUCAUUAUGACGUGGCAUUUGGACCAUUAGAGGAUGAUUUAUUGUGGAUGCAAAAAAAUCAUGUAUCCCAACAUAUUUGGAAUGGUGCUAAUGAUAGGACAUUAAAAAUUCGACGAGCCACACCACUGUACAAUCAUAGAGAAGCACCGCCCGAAGAAAUUAUUCCUCUAUUACAAAUUCCGGGUUUGUACCCGAUAAUGAAAUUGGCGCAGCUGAAAGUGAAUGGAGCAUUGGUGCAUGCUUUUAUUGAAAGGUGGAGGCCAGAAACGCAUACAUUUCAUUUGAAGUGUGGAGAGGCAACUAUUACACUUCAAGAUGUUUCUGUGCUACUUGGUAUUCCUGUGGAUGGAAGACCAUUAAUUGGAAAUACAAAUAUUGAUUGGUUUGAAUUGUUUCAUGAAUUAUUGGGUGUCAUGUCUGACGAUGCUGCAAUUGAUGGGAACUCAAUUAAAUUGAGUUGGUUGUCUUCUCAUUUUGCAAAUAUUCAUGAUUUUACAGGCAACCAAGAAGGCCUUGAAAGAUUUGCUCGUGCUUGGAUCUUACGAUUCAUAGGUGGGGUAAUGUUUGUUGACAAAAGCAGCAAACGGGUGCAUUUGAAAUAUUUGCAGUUUCUGAGAGACCUUAGAGAGUGCAGUAGUUAUGCAUGGGGAGCUGCUGUUUUGGGUAACCUUUAUAGAGAGAUGUGCAUCGCAACAGACUAUAAUGCUAAAUCAAUAGGCGGUUUCACUCUCUUGAUUCAAUUAUGGGCAUGGGAACGAUGCCCAACAUUAGCCCCCUCAGUUAUUCCUCCACAACAACAAAACGUGCCACUUGGUUACAGAUGGUUGGGAGGUGAAUUGCAUCACAUAGGCAAUGACAAUUUAAUUGAGUUUCGUUGUAAAUUAGAUGUCAUGAAACGCGACGAGUUUGUAUGGGUCCCUUAUGCUGGACAUGUGGAAAUGAACUUGAGUCAACCGGAUAGAGUCAUGAGACAAUUUGGAAUGCAACAACCUAUUCCGGGACCAGUAAUGCAACCCAACAACAUACAUGACUUGACAUUAAAGGGAAAGGAAGGAAAAAAUUGGAUGCGACUAAUGCAACCCGCACUUAAUGAAUGGAAUAGUCGCUAUGAAAGGAGAGUAGAGCAGACGCCGCCACAAACAGAGACCCUCGGUCUGAACUCUGAAUAUAUGAGGUGGUACAGGCGUAAAACAAAAGUUUAUGUGGACCCAAAACAUGCAAGAAGAGGACUAUUGGGUGAAAUCGCCGAAACACUACAUUUUAUGGUGUCGCCUGUUGGGAGAAGGGUUUCUACUUUUGACGAUUUACUGCCAUGUAUCGAGAAGAUCACUCUUUUGUCUAAGGAAGAGGAUAGGAUACUUGAGGCACAUGAAGAUGCUCCCCCUUCUCAGCCACAAUUUGAACAUCAACAGUUUAAUAUACUACGGCAAAGUGUGGAGACUCGAGGCUUAGCGCGACGUCGGGAAACUGUUGAUGCAGCAACAUAUAGUUUGUCUCCGAUGCCAGAACGACAACAUGGAAUGUAUUACACACCGCCGACAUUCACCCAAGAACCGUCUCAGAUGCCGCCGAUGUAUUCAUACCCACAUGAUUUUCAACCAGGGUAUAGUUUUGCAGGCAUAUUUGGGUCCUCUCCUUCUUCAACGGAAACUCCUUCAUUUACCCAAAGUGGUCAAGUAUCGACCCCAAAUGCCCCACUUGCUGGUCCAUGGAAUGUACCUGGAGAUAUACCCGACAUGGACGACUUAUUAGGGGUCGAUUUACGUCAUGAUUUCUCUGCCGAGGCUGACCAAGUGGAUGAAAGGGCGAAUCCUAGAAGAAGAAAUCCUGAUAGAGCAGCUAAAAAUUGGGACCGGCCAUGUGGAACUUCGUCGCGGCAUCACAGACAUAGUGAUGAUUGA